Molecule: messenger RNA, 1353 nt
Organism: Bradysia coprophila
Lineage: Eukaryota; Metazoa; Arthropoda; Insecta; Diptera; Sciaridae
Product: putative aspartate/prephenate aminotransferase
Biological process (GO): amino acid metabolic process; biosynthetic process
Molecular function (GO): transaminase activity; pyridoxal phosphate binding
Source: RefSeq, a predicted model, not a curated record
AAUAUGAAAGUCAUUCCAAUUUCGCUAAGAUUGGUGUAAGGUGUUACGUCGUAGAUUUUAUUCGUCCAGAUCAGUGAAAUUAGUUAUCCAGCUAAUAAAAAUGGAAUUAAGCGUUCGAAUGUCAUUAAUCAAACCAUCAUCAACGAUAUCACUAACAGACAAGGCCAACAAACUACGAAUGGAAGGGAAAAAUAUUUGCGUGCUAUCAAUCGGUCAGCCAGAUUUCGACACACCAAAUCAUAUUAAAAAGGCUGGCAUUCAAGCCAUUUUCGAUGGUAAAACUAAGUACACAGCUAUGGACGGCACGGCAGAGCUGAAGGACGCAAUUAUUGCCAAACUUCGCAGAGACAAUCAGUUGGAGUAUAAACGAGAUCAGAUAUGUGUUGGUGCAGGCGCGAAACAGGUCCUGUUCAAUUUAUUUAUGGCAACAAUCAGUGCAGGUGAUGAGGUCAUUGUACCAGCACCCUACUAUGACAAUUACGUUGAUAUGGUAAACAUAUUCGGUGGUGUUUCUGUGGUGAUCCAAUGCGAAAAAGACUUUAAACUAACACCCGAGCAACUGAAGGGUAAAAUUACGCGACACACAAAAUGGCUCAUUUUAAAUUCUCCGAAUAAUCCGAGUGGAGCUGUGUACUCAAGGGACGACUUAAAAGGAUUAGCUGCAGUGUUACUAGAAUAUCCCCAUGUCAAUAUCAUUUCCGACGAUAUUUAUGAGUUCAUAACAUACGACGAAACGUUCUGUACGAUCGCUCAAGUCGAACCAAAAUUGUACGAUCGUGUUUUCGUCGUAAAUGGCGUAUCCAAAGCAUAUGCAAUGACUGGAUGGCGAAUCGGUUACGUUGUGGGUGACGUCAAAGUUAUUGCAGCUGUUACAAUGCUACAAUCACUGUGCACUUCAAAUCCGAACUCUAUCGCCCAAGAAGCUGCAGUUGAAGCAUUGAACGGUGAUCACUCGUUCAUGGCAGAAAGAACAGCAACAUACAGACAUCGACGUGACUUUGUGGUGUCUGAGUUGGGAUCAAUGAACGGUCUAUCAGUGGCCAGGCCUCAAGGUGCAUUCUAUUUGUUUGUUUCGUGCAAAGGAGUGAUAAACAAGCGAACAAAAAAUGGGAAGCUAAUUGCCAACGACGUUGAUUUCGCCGAAUAUUUGCUGGAAGAUUAUUUGGUUUGUGUUGUUCCGGGAUGCUCGUUUGGUAUGGCAAAUCAUAUCAGAAUAUGCUAUGCUUACUCGCGGGAACAAUUAGAAGUUGGAUGUAAACGAAUAUCAGCUGCAUGUCAGGCGUUAGUUGAUUAAAAGAGGUAAGAAUUUUGAAAGACUCGAUUUAGCUACAAUAAACUGAUGGUUUUAUCGUC